Formica exsecta is the source of this 2905-nucleotide messenger RNA. RefSeq lists its product as uncharacterized. The record is from RefSeq and is a predicted model, not a curated record. The transcript has 8 exons. NCBI's taxonomy places the organism in Eukaryota, Metazoa, Arthropoda, Insecta, Hymenoptera, Formicidae. The coding region runs from base 678 to 1619 and encodes 313 amino acids.
GCGUCGAUACUCCUGCUGUCGGUUGCACCACGUGCUUCGAGCGGGGAUUCGUUCGAUACGCGGAUAAGAGCAUGUAAUCGCGAACGUUGCAAAACCGUGAGUCAUUUUCACGAAAAGAUAAUUAUCCACGUGGUUGAGGAAAAAUUCAGAAAUGAAAAUAACUUCUAAUCAUUAUCGUUAAAUUAAAAGCAGAGAGCGAAAAGAAUUUUUUCGCUACUGAAUAAAAAUAGUCACACGUAAAAAAGUGAUGAAAAUAUCAAAAGAGAAUAAUAAACUAGGAAUGACAUUUCUCUAUUCUCUCUGAAAUCUCUAAUUGAAGUUAGACGCAAUCAUAUCACAGAUGCAAUCGAGAGAAAGAUAUGUCAUGCAUCCUCUCAACGCUAUGUCAUGCUAUGUGCAUGCAGGUUAAAAUUUAAUUCGAUAUAAAAAUCGAAUAAGUUUUUAUCAGUUAUGAUCAAAUGUGUAUAAUUCUCGACAUUUUAUAUAUAAAUUCGUUUAAAAUGUAUAUAAUUCGCACAUGAAAAAAAAUGUAAAAAAUAAUCAUUGCAUUUGAUUAAUUUUUCCUACUGCAAAAAGAGAGAAAAUAAUUGAGAAAUAUGCAGUAUUGUACAGAUAACAUGUUUUCAAAUUAUCGAUUAAGGAAAAUGCAAGUUUUAAUUGAAUGGUGAAUCCAAAAAAUGUCAAGACAAUGUGAUGAUCCAAAAUGUAUUGCACUUAAAGAAAAAUUUACCACUCAUAAAUAUAAAAACAAAGAGAAAGAUCCGAGACCGUCUUCAACAUCAUAUCAAAAUUCUUUGGAUAAUUCUAUUGCACCACAAAAUAAAAGGCAGAAACGUACAAAAUCAGAACCAAAGCACUCGAAAGAUAGCUCGAAAAAAAUGCCAUGUCUCGCAAUCGACUUCUGGAAACUCGAUUUUGACAUAUUUACGACAAAAGUUACGCGUAUUUCUCUGAUUUGUACGUGUAGCAUAAGGAGCACGGAACCGAACGCGUUCGAACGAAUUUCCGGCAGUUCCCAGAAUUAUAUGAAACAAAUAUGUACCUGUCGCAAAAAUGAGCAUCACGACUCUCGGAGUGGAAGUUUGCACGGACAUGCGAAUUCACAGAACGUGUCUACGGAGAGAAGCAAGAGGAAGAGAAAAAGAUCGCAUCGUCGACAUAAAAAGGCUUCGAGGAGAGAAAGUGAUCGACUGAGGCAUGACUGUUUCACGAGGCUUUGUGUCUGUGUGCGAGGUCGUAGUUCGGAUGAGCUAAGAGCUUGUAAAUGCACGUCUCAUGAGAUUACUUCGAGUGAUCACGAAUGUUGCUGCGUUAAAGUUAAUCUACAAAACAUGAGCUGUCAUGUUGCUGCCAAUCGUCGACUUUUUCAGGCCAGACGAAAAAAGAGAGUAAAUCGACUGAUAUCUAAAAGUAUAUUAAGAAAUGACAUUCCAACAGACAGACAUACUGCAGAACCAUCGGCAAGUGACAAGAAACCUCGGUUUAAAUAUCCAGAUGAAUUAUUGCAAGAAAAAUCAAAUGAAGAACGUAACGUGAUUAUCAAAGGAUUAGACACCAUUUGCAAAGGAAUUAACAGAUUUGGUGCACGCAUAAUUAGACUUUUUAAAUCAGAGAAUUAGUAUCUCCCAAAUAAUUUUUUAAAACUAUCUGAUACUUAAAAUUUCAUCUAUAUUUAAUAUGAGAAUUCUGUAAUCAAUUGACAAUUGCAGUAUUUUUAAUAUUGUAAUUUUUCUAAAUCACUCUGUAAUAUAUAUAUAUUUUUUCAAAAUUGUUAAAUCUACGAUGUCUAUUAUAUGUCCUUACAUAAAAUAAAACAUCUGAAAAGAGAUGUUCAAAUUAAAGAGAAGAGGAAUUAUGAAUGUGGAUAAAAAACAUAUACUUUAUAAAACAUUUUUUUUCAUAUUAUUUUUAUGGGUAUGGUAUAGUACCUGCUUGGACAUGCUGCAAAAGAUUGGUAUUUUAAAACCAAUCACAUUCAAACGCCAUUUCCUAUCAAUAAUUUAUUCUAUGUUAAAGAAUUCACAAAUGUAAAGUAGUCCUGUGUGGAAUUACGCUCUCAAAUUCGGUACAUCAAGGAAGUUUUAACCUGAGUUGAAUGGAAAAUUAUUAUUUGGGUUAUUGAGUAUGUUUAUGUACGUGUUACAUAUCGAUAUUGUGGUCUAAUACAUUGUAUGAAAGUAACGAUGUAUACCAUUUUAUCUAUGUGAGAACUUAAGAUAACAGUAACAUACAAAAUUCGCUGUUACUGCUUCAAUGUAAUAACCUACAAUACUUAGUAUGAGGUCCAUUUAUAAAUACAGUACUGUAUUCCAUAUACAUUGCCAAGAGGCAGUGGUCAUGAAUUAAUGUCAUUAAUGUGUGUGUCAUUAUGUUAUAUUUUCUAAAACACACGUAUUUCUUUGUAUUCAUUCGUGACUUCCGACUAAUCGUUAUUAUCAGAAUAUUGUGUAUAUUCACACUACACAUGCAAACAUAUCGCGCGUUCCAUUGAAACAAAAUAAAAAAAUAUUCUAUGGACACAUUUUACAUGGUUCUACAUAAUCUUUUCAAGAAGCGUCAAAAGCUUCAAACAUACUGCUUCGAUGCGAAGUUCUGUGUGAUCAUCAGGCCGAGGCAAAGACUCGCUGAGAGUACAUUAAACUAUUACAUUACGUACGCAUGAGGAAUUAGUCUCAAAACACUGGAAUGAUCGGUCACUUCUCGGAGAGACCGCCGAUCGGUAGCGUAGUCAGUUUAUCGUCGAAUCGAAUGAGGUAAUGCCGCUCCCUUCGCGUAUUAUUAUUCAAAACAUAGCGCGAAACUCGAAUGAAUUAAUUAGGCUAAAUGUGUGUAGCAAGCGUUCGAGUUUGGCAAGUCGGCGAGCAAAUAUCUUAUAUCGCGAUAUUAUCAUCUUAGAAUCCCGAAA